Molecule: messenger RNA, 4743 nt
Organism: Naumovozyma dairenensis CBS 421
Lineage: Eukaryota; Fungi; Ascomycota; Saccharomycetes; Saccharomycetales; Saccharomycetaceae
Gene: MYO2
Product: myosin 2
Exons: 1
Coding region: 1-4743 (1580 amino acids)
Biological process (GO): actin filament organization; vesicle transport along actin filament
Cellular component (GO): cytoplasm; vesicle; myosin complex
Molecular function (GO): actin filament binding; ATP binding; microfilament motor activity
Source: RefSeq, a predicted model, not a curated record
AUGGCUACUUUCGAGGUCGGGACACGUUGUUGGUAUCCCAACAAGGAACAAGGAUGGAUCGGAGCAGAGGUCACCAAGAACGAUUUCAAAGAUGGUAAACAUUACUUACAACUAACCACGGAAGAAUCCCAGAUCAUCGACGUGGAAGCUACUGAUUUAAAUGAUGAAAAAAAUUCUAAUUUACCAUUAUUAAGAAACCCACCAAUAUUAGAAUCCACUGAAGAUCUAACUUCUUUAUCUUAUUUGAAUGAACCGGCCGUGUUACAUGCUAUCAAACAACGUUAUGCUCAAUUAAACAUAUAUACAUAUUCUGGUAUAGUCUUGAUCGCUACUAAUCCAUUCGAUAGAAUGGAUCAAUUGUAUUCUCAAGAUAUGAUUCAAGCUUAUUCAGGUAAGAGAAGAGGUGAAAUGGAACCACAUCUUUUCGCUAUCGCGGAGGAAGCUUAUAGUUUAAUGAAACAUGAUAAACAAAAUCAAACCAUCGUUGUGAGCGGUGAAUCUGGGGCUGGUAAAACUGUCUCUGCUAAAUAUAUAAUGCGUUAUUUCGCAUCUGUGGAAGAAGAAAAUUCAUCAAAUAUGGGAAAUUUACAACAUCAAGCUGAAAUGUCUGAAACGGAAGAGAAAAUAUUGGCUACUAAUCCAAUCAUGGAAGCAUUUGGGAAUGCAAAAACCACGAGGAAUGAUAAUUCUUCCCGGUUUGGGAAAUAUUUGGAAAUUUUAUUCGAUAAAGAGACCUCCAUUAUUGGGGCCAAAAUUAGAACAUACCUUUUGGAAAGAUCAAGAUUGGUUUAUCAACCAAAAAGUGAAAGAAAUUAUCAUAUCUUUUAUCAAAUUUUAGCUGGGUUACCUCAAGAUAUUAAAACUCAAUUAUAUUUAACAAAAGCUGAAGAUUAUUUUUAUAUGAAUCAAGGUGGUGAAACUAAAAUUAAAGGUAUGGAUGAUGCAAGGGAAUAUCAAAUCACUGUAGAAGCUCUUUCGUUAGUUGGAAUUGAUACAACUACUCAACAUCAUAUUUUCCAAAUCCUUGCAGCACUAUUACAUAUUGGUAAUAUUGAAAUUAAAAAGACUAGAAAUGAUGCUUCUUUAUCUUCAGAUGAUAAAAGUUUGAAAAUUGCAUGUGAAUUAUUAGGAAUUGAUCCUUCAAAUUUCGCUAAAUGGAUUACCAAAAAGCAAAUUAUUACCAGAUCAGAAAAAAUUGUCUCCAAUUUGAAUUUCGGUCAAGCCCUAGUGGCAAGAGAUUCUGUUGCUAAAUUUAUAUAUUCUGCCAUGUUUGAUUGGUUAGUGACAAAUAUUAACACGGUCCUUUGUAAUCCAGAUGUGAUAGAUCAAGUAAAGUCAUUCAUCGGUGUCCUUGAUAUCUAUGGGUUCGAACAUUUCGAGAAAAACUCAUUUGAACAAUUUUGUAUUAACUAUGCAAACGAAAAAUUACAACAAGAAUUUAAUCAACACGUUUUCAAAUUAGAACAAGAAGAAUACGUCAAAGAGGAAAUUGAAUGGUCAUUCAUUGAAUUUAACGAUAAUCAACCAUGUAUCGAUUUAAUUGAAAAUAAAUUAGGUAUAUUAUCUCUAUUAGAUGAAGAGAGUAGAUUACCUGCGGGAUCUGAUGAAUCUUGGACACAAAAAUUAUAUCAAACUUUAGAUAAACCACCCACUAACAAAGUCUUCUCUAAACCUCGUUUUGGUCAAACGAAAUUUGUCGUGAGCCAUUAUGCUCUUGAUGUCUCUUAUGAUACUGAAGGAUUCAUUGAAAAAAAUAGAGAUACUGUUUCUGAUGGCCAUUUAGAAGUCCUAAAGGCCUCUACCAAUGCAACAUUAAUUAAUAUAAUAGAUAGUAUGGAAAGAGAAGCUCAAAAACUGGAAGAUGCAAAGAAAGCUGAACAAGAAGCUAAUAAUGCAAAAUCAAUGCAGAAAAAAAAACCAGGUCCAAUGAGGGGAACUUCUCAUAAGAAACCAACUUUAGGAUCUAUGUUUAAAGUUUCAUUGAUUGAAUUAAUGCAAACUAUAAAUUCAACAAAUGUUCAUUAUAUUCGUUGUAUUAAACCAAAUGGUGAAAAGGAAGCAUGGAAAUUUGAUAAUAUCAUGGUUUUGUCUCAAUUACGAGCUUGUGGUGUCUUAGAGACAAUUAGAAUUUCAUGUGCUGGUUUCCCAUCUAGAUGGACUUUCAAUGAAUUUGUAUUAAGAUAUUAUAUUUUAAUAUCUCCAAAUGAAUGGUCACAAAUUUUCCAAAAUCAUAAUUCCACAGAAAAUGAUGUCAUUGAAUUAUGUAAAAAGAUUCUUGCAGCAACAGUUCAAGAUAAAGAAAAAUAUCAAAUUGGUAAUACGAAAAUUUUCUUUAAAGCUGGGAUGUUAGCAUAUUUGGAAAAUUUAAGAACCGCUAAGAUGGAUAAGGCAAUCAUUUUGAUUCAAAAACAUAUUAGAUCCAAAUAUUACCGUAAACAUUAUCUAUCAGUGAAAAAAUCCAUAUUAGAUGUUCAAAGUACCGUUAGAGGUAAAUUAGCCCGUCUUAGAACAGAACACGGUUUCCAAGUUCAAUCUGCUAUUGCCAUUCAAACAAUAUAUAGAGGUUAUUCGAAACGUGCGUACGUUCAUAAUAUUAUUGCAUCGAUUAAAAGAAUACAAAUUCAAGUCAGGAAGGAAUUACAACUUCGGGAAAUGCAAACUAAACAUGAAUUGGAUGCUGCAAUUACUAUUCAAAGUAAAAUUAGAUCAUUUAUUCCAAGAUAUACAUAUGAAAAUACAAGAAAAAACACCAUUGUGGUUCAAUCUUUAAUUAGAAGACGUAUUGCUAGAAGAACUUUGAAACAAUUGAAAUCUGAUGCUAAGAGUGUUUCUCAUUUGAAAGAAGUUAGUUAUAAAUUGGAAAAUAAAGUCAUUGAAUUGACACAAAAUUUGGCAAUGAAAGUGAAAGAAAAUAAGACAUUAUCUGCAUCAUUGGAAGAAUUACAAAAGAAAGUUGCAUUGACUAAUGAAUUACAAUUAGCAUUGGAACAAAAGAAACAAGAACAUUUGAAAGAUUUAGAUGAUCAAAGAAUUGAAUUUAUUGAAAAGACUAAAGAUUUAAAUGCACAAUUGGAAUCUGCUAAUAAACAAAUGGAAGAUGCUCAAUUAGAAAUUGCCAAUAUUAAAGCACAACAUGAACAAUUAAAGGAAGAUGCGGGUAAACAAUUACAAGAAUUAGAUGAAACGAAGAAACAACUUGCUGAUGCUAAUACAAGAAAUACAGAUAUGUACAAUGAGAUUAAAUCUUUGAAAGAAGAAGUUACACGUUUACAAACUGCCAUCACAUUGGGUACCGUGACAACAAAUACAAACUUAUUACCACAAACUCCAUCUAAGGAAUCCAAGAUUAAUCAUACACAUAUUAUGACAGAAAGUAAUUUGUCUCCAGGUCAUUUGAAUUCUAUGCCGAUCAAUGGUAUUCAAGAAGAUGUCUCUAGUAUUAAUGGAAUUGGUAUUGAAAAUGAUAAGAAUGUUAGUACAGAGGCUAAUAAUUUGACGCAAAUCAAUGAAGAGUUAUAUAGAUUAUUGGAAGAAACUGAUGUGUUAAACAAUGAAAUUACCGAGGGUCUAUUGAAGGGAUUCCAAGUACCUGAUGCAGGUGUUGCCAUUCAAUUGAGUAGAAGAGAUGUUGUUUAUCCAGCAAGAAUCUUAAUUAUCGUAUUAAGUGAAAUGUGGAGAUUUGGGUUAACUAAACAAAGUGAGAGUUUCCUAGCUCAAGUCUUGACAACGAUACAAAAAGUUGUUACUACUUUGAAGGGGAAUGAUUUAAUCCCCAGUGGUGUAUUUUGGUUAGCAAAUGUUCGUGAAUUAUAUUCAUUUGUUGUGUUUGCUCAACAUUCCAUUUUGACAGAAGAAUCUUUCAAGAAAGGUAUGAAUGAUGAUGAAUAUAAUGAAUAUGUUUCCCUAGUCACUGAAUUGAAAGAAGAUUUUGAAUCUUUAAGUUAUAAUAUUUAUAAUAUUUGGUUGAAGAAAUUACAAAAGGAAUUGCAAAAGAAAGCCAUUCAUGCGGUUGUAUUAUCUGAAUCAUUACCUGGAUUUAAUACUAAUGAAUCCAAUGGAUUUUUAAACAAGUUAUUUACAUCAAAUGAAGAAUAUACCAUGGAUGAUAUAUUAACAUUUUUCAAUAGUAUAUUUUGGUGUAUGAAAUCUUUCCAUGUUGAGAAUGAAGUUUUCCGUACAGUGGUCAUUACAUUAUUAAAUUAUGUGGAUGCCAUUUGUUUCAAUGAUUUAAUUAUGAAACGUAAUUUCUUAUCAUGGAAACGUGGGUUACAAUUGAACUAUAAUGUUACAAGAUUGGAAGAAUGGUGUAAGACUCAUGGAUUACCAGAUGGAGCCCAAUAUUUACAACAUUUAAUUCAAACUGCCAAAUUAUUACAAUUGAGGAAAUAUUCUAUUGAAGAUAUUGAUAUUGUUCGUGGAAUUUGUUCAUCCUUAUCACCAUCACAAUUACAAAAAUUAAUUUCACAGUAUCAUGUUGCAGAUUAUGAAUCCCCAAUACCACAAGAUAUUUUGAAAUAUGUUGCUGAUAUUGUUAAACAUGAUACUACAAUUGAUGCUGAUGGUAAAUUACAAAAUGAUAUUUUCAUUCAUCCUGAAACUGGACCAUUUAAUGAUCCAUUUGUUGAAGUUAAGACGAGAAAAUUUGAUCAAGUGGAAGCAUAUAUUCCAUCAUGGUUAAUUUUACCUACUACAAAAAGAAUUGUUGAUCUUGUUGCGCAACAAGUCACUGUACCAGGGGCAUGA